AAUAUCGGCUCGGACUUGAUUGGCGGCGGCUCGGUCUUUAGUGAAUUAAAAUUCGGUGUCAAUUCGGUGCUAUCUUGAUAACACCACUACUUAAAGGAAAAACCACUCGUGCCACAAGUAUUUGUGGUUUGUUACCGCAUUCAGAACGGAACAACAUUUGUCAAAUCUCGAGACAUGGUUGAUGCUUGGGACCUUCCACCGGAGAGCGCUCGGUUUGAGUUGUAUCGCGAGCCGCUGCAGCCGAUGGCGGAGUCUGACAUGUCCGAGUCAAGGUCCACCAUGGCGAUCGGCAGCGUCAUACUGACAUUCACAGCAUGUUGUCUUAUAGCUAUCUAUUGGUACAAGAAAUGGCGGCACAACGUCUUUAAACAAAUGAACCUCCCCGGUCCACAGCCAAAUAUCAUAUUCGGUAGUCUUCAUGAGAGACCGCUGUUUAAGAACUUCCAAAAAUGGACAAAGCAGUAUGGGAAAACUUUCGGGUACUACGAGGGCCCCGUCCCCAUCAUCGUAUCCUCGGACCUAGAGUUUCUCAAGCAAGUCUUCGUCAAACAGUUCUCAAAUUUCCAUGCUCGAAAGCUAUUCCCGAUGCAGCCCGACCCCGAUGACGUCAUGUGUUCCAUGUUCUUCGCCACCGGAAACAGAUGGAAGCGGCUGCGCGCGAUCAUCAGCCCCACAUUUAGUGCUGUUAAAAUGAAGCAGAUGUCGCCACUGAUGAACCAGUCAAUCGAUGACAUGAUGGAGCUCUUAGAGAAAAAGGAAGAAGACGGGAAGCCAUUCAAUGUUUACGCGAUGUUCCAAGGGCUGACGCUCGACAUUAUCGGCGAAUGUGCCUUUGGCAUGCGAGUGGAGUCCCAGAAGAAUCCAAAGGACCCCUUCCUUCUGCGAUGUCGCCAAAUAUUCCUCUACGGCGCCCAGAGGCCCAUUCUGAUCUUAUCCGCCAUGUUGCUGCCGGAGUUUCGGAAGUUCUGGAACUCCCUGUUCAAAUUGCUCGGUCAUUUCCGUGAGGACCCGACCAAGUGGUUGAUGGAUGCGCUCUACGGGAUCAUGCAGCUCAGAAAGAAAGAGCAGUACCGGCGUGUUGAUCUCCUCCAGUUGAUGCUGGACGCCGAGGAGCCACCAACCUCACGGUUCGAGUGGAUCCAGUCUUUAUCUCAAACCGACGACGUUAAGCUAAACAGCAACAACAACGGCUACAAAAAUGGCUACGCCAACGGGCACGUGAACGGACAUGCGAACGGCAUGAGUGGACUGAACCAUGAGUGUAGGAAUGGAUUCACAGCGCCACAUACGGAGGAUAAUGGGACCUCAAAUGGCAUUGGGAAUGGACACGUGGGUAAUGGAGUGGCCAAUGGACACCACAAACCAGGUCACGUGAAUGGGUACAAAAAUGGCGUCAAAAAUGGCGUAGAGAAGAACCAUACAAAGCGAGCUCUCACAAAGGAGGAGAUCACUGCCCAGUGCACCCUGUUUCUCCUGGCUGGCUAUGAGACGACCAGUAACACUAUGGGCUUCGCCGCCCACGAGUUAGCAAUCAAUCCAGAUAUCCAGACCAAGUUACAAGAUGAAAUCGAUGAGCAUUGUUUAGACGGGAAUCCGACUUACGAUACGGUACACAACAUGCCUUACCUCGACAUGGUCAUUUGUGAAGUUCUGAGGAAAUAUCCACUCGCAUCCCCUGUGAUAUCGCGGAUGUGUACAGAGUCGUGCUCAGUCGACGGCAUCCAUGUUCCAAAAGAUAUGGUGGUCAGUGCAGAUGUGUGGUCAAUACACUACGACCCAGAAAUAUGGGGACCGGUUGACCCGGAAAAGUUUCACCCAGAAAGAUUUACGCCAGAAAAGAAAGCAACGCGUCAUCCACUGGCCUGGAUGCCAUUCGGAGCAGGACCACGCAACUGUGUGGGGUGGCGGUUCGCCAUGAUGGAGAUCAAGAUUGCCUUGUGCCGAAUUCUACGGAAAUAUUCCAUUCGACAGUGCUCAGAGACUCAGUUCCCGCUCCAGUUUCAGGAAGGCGGCACCGUCAGCCCACGUGAUGGCAUCGUCAUCAAACUCGAGGCACGUGACUGAAUCUCGUCUGGACGAUAUCUUGUUUUGAUAAGAUGUUCGAUGACCUUUAUACCUCAUCGUAGUUCCGCCUCAUUAGGAAAGCAUUUAGGAAUGAAGUCGUCUGUCGGAGCCCGCGAAUGCCUUGUUUGCGAGUGGGCCGACGGGGCAGGAGCCGGUAGUGAUUGCGUUGAGUGUGGAACUGUGACGUCAGAGACUAACGUAAACAUGUGGCAAUAGUUACUUGUAUUGAUGAAUGACAUUACUGCUUAUGCGCAGGAGGUACAUUUUGGGAAACGUGCAAUUGGUGACUCUUCUGUCAGCUCUUCUUGAUGUGAACAUGUGAGACACGCAAUGGGUGGAACUGCCACUGACUUUUCUUGAUGAAAAUCUGUGAGGCACAAAGAGGGUGGUUCGUCAGUCAGCUGAUUUGAAUCUACCAGAAACUGUUAGUAUAUUUUUAGGAUGUAGCAGCCAUUUUUCGAGGGAUAUGCACGGGUUUUAGACAAGGACAUUGCAGGUGUGACUGUGUAUGGUAACCAUUGUAUCAUAAUCUUACCAUCGAACUCAUGGACGCAUAAAUAGUUUCAUCCCCCAUAGCUCCUAGCUACUGGAUAAAUAUAAAGUCUCGACUCCCGAUCGUACAGUGAUAGAUAAUUAUUCUUACCUUAUGUGAACAAAUAAGCCAACAUAAGCAUCAACCCAUACUGUAACCAGCUAAAUUUCGCGUUUUUUUUCACCGCGAAAAAAUAUAUUUUCGUGAAAAUAAAAGUCACGAACAUACAGUUUUUGAAUGGAAUAUCGAAAGAAAUUUCGAUAUCUGUCGUCAAAAUGAAAAUCGUCGCGUGAUAUUUUAAAGGAAAUGUGGUGAAUUGCAAAAAUGAUGCGGCGCAGAAUACACUGGUUCACAGUCAUUGGUGUUCAGUAUCUCUCAGUGUUCUUUGUUCGUAGUGUGACAAGUAUGGGUAUCAUUUGUGGUCGACGGCGUCCAACGUGAUCUUCACUUUCGUAGUCAAAUACAAUACUGAAAGGUUGCUGCUUUUCGCCAUUUUUCCCAACUUAAAGACUUCUACAGUGGUUUUUCCAACAAUAUGUAGAAUAACUUCUCAUUCUUUGACAAAUGGUGAAUGAAGUCACCAAGAGGGAACUGGGUCACAUGACAACUGCCAAAUUUUCUGAUUUCAGAAUAACUAAUUUUCAUGUACCGUAAAUGUGUGUUCUUUUGGGAUGCGUAUCUCGAUGAUCUGAAAUUUCAUAUGUGGUUUAGGUGCUGCGGAGGAGCCGAUGUUAAAGGGGUACGCUGUUCGUAAAAGCAUUCCGCGACGUUACUAUUUAUAGCUCACAAGGACAUUUGAAUAAGAUAUUGAUGACGUUUCAGUCACGUGACAGUCGGACAUCGACACUUAUUUCUACGCAUUUGAGCUUAUUUCAAAGUCAAUUAUCUUUGACCCUGCAUUGUUUUAGCAUAAAUGAUACCAUAGAAUCAGAGAGAGAAAUAUUCAGAACAAUUAUGUAGUAUUUCCAACACUCGGACAUGUGCUAGAUUGAAUCCAACUGCCCUAGUUAGAAAGCCUGAAUCCAUUACGAAACCGCAUGUUUGUCCGACAUUGCCUGUAAUUCAGCGAUGGGGAAAUAGAGGGCAGCAGCUGCAGUGACGUCAUCUUCGCGGAAUGCUAUUACUGAUGGUCCAGGAGAAUAAAAAUGCAGUUAUACACAACGCCGUGGUGCAGUUAUUAUGCGUACGAAUUUGCUGAAACUCUGUAUUUCUAAUAUUUUUUUAUCUGUCGAUACAACAGCAUUGUUGAAAUUUAUAUUCAGUGAAUAUUUACACAAUUUGAAAUUUCCAAACUCAAAUAUGUACAUGUAUUUCAAAUUUUUAACGUAUGGGGUGGGCCCUUAGAAUGUGGGCAUUAUCGGUGGGUAUGGCACGUACUGUGGUGUGCAAUUAUCGGCCAUAUUUUAGGAUGGGCCAGUCUUUCAUCCUAGGGGAUCACACUAAAAAUAUCAAAGGAAAGAUAUCAAUACACACUUUUUGAGAGUGUUAAUAAACUUAUUAAAGUUUUUAGGCCGGUAGGUUUCAUUGAAAAGGUUUAUAUACAUACGAGUACCUUGAAUCUCAUGUGAGCAGGCAGUUUAUAGAGCAGAUUGCAUAACAUUAUAUUCUCCAGCCAGUGAAGCUAAAGGUAUCCACUACUAUCAUGCAGUCAAAAUAAGGAAUUCGUACCCGAAGAUGUUUUAAGCAACAUUAUCUCUCUAAAGGGACAUCUUUGGCGUGUUGAAGAGAAGGCUUCCAGAAGGACCGUGACAAACAUAAUCAUUGAGAAUCAUUAAAACAGUGCGGACUUGAACGAAAUAUGACCGCAGGUCUAUAUCUGAAAUUACCAAACUAUUUGAAAACCAUCUCUCAACACCGGUGUAAUGUUUUUGAGUGUUUCUGUUUUUGAGUGUUUCCCCUCAUUGUUUGGGAACGCUCAAAAAUAGAUUGAUGAGUUUUUCUGUGUAUCCCCCUAUUGAAAAGUCAUGGUCUCUCUAGCUGCCUAUUGUUUGAAAACACUGAAACAUGGGGAACAACCACAGAUGUUACACCGGCAAAAACAUAUUUUAAUUUGUCCCUUUAAUCGUCUCCUCUUCGGGAACCCGUCUGAUGGUCUGAUAAUUUUUUUGUAUACAUAUCAAGUUUAAACCUUGAUACACACUGUACAAACUGUGCUUUGUAAAUAAUCGAAAACAAAUCGAAAUCGGGUAACUGUGUAAAUUUAUUGUAUGUUUUUGUCUUGUAAAUGAUGGUAGUACGUACAUGUACGUGUAUAUUAUUGAAAUAUUGAAAAUAAAUGAAAGAAUAUAUGGUUUAGCUUUUAGAACUU
Molecule: messenger RNA, 4904 nt
Organism: Lineus longissimus
Lineage: Eukaryota; Metazoa; Nemertea; Pilidiophora; Heteronemertea; Lineidae
Product: cytochrome P450 3A9-like
Exons: 13
Coding region: 175-2064 (629 amino acids)
Molecular function (GO): oxidoreductase activity, acting on paired donors, with incorporation or reduction of molecular oxygen; steroid hydroxylase activity; iron ion binding
Source: RefSeq, a predicted model, not a curated record